CUGGGACCAGCCGGCUCAGCGGAGAUGUAAAUGCGAGGAGAGGGCGUGUGGGGGAUGGGCACCCCAGGGAGAGGAAAUGGGAGGGGGAAGACAGGAGGUUGUUGACCCUAUUCGAGGAACGGCCAGGAGCCCUGUGGGGCUGGAGUGGAGGAGUGAAGGGGAGGCUGGUGCAGUCCGGAUGGAGUGGGGGCCAGGUCAUUCCCUUGGGGCCUUGUAGCCCCGACGUGGGAAGAGAAGUUGUUGGGAAUGACUGGAUUCUCUGCGUCUUCUAAAACGAUCCCUGGCGCUGUCUUGAGGUGAAUGGACUGAAGCAGGGAGCCCUGUUAGGCGCCCAGACUCAGAACAGAACUCCCAGAACAGUGCCGGGCCCACAGUAGAUGUUUCCUAAAAGUUCGGGAACUGUUGUUGAAACGGAGAGACGAAUGAAGCAAAGAACGGCUCCAGGGUCUCAGGCGGCCUGAGGUCAUCUGGAAGAUUUUUCAAGCUGUCCCUCGCCUACCUGCGUUGCUCACCAUGGAAGAGAUGGAGAAGACUGGUAUUCAGCUGCAGAGACCUAUAAAGACAGAGUGGAAUCCCCGGUGUGUCCUCUUCACCUAUUUCCAAGGGGACAUCGGCAGUGUGGUGGAUGAGCACUUCUCCAGAGCUCUGCGCAAUGUCAGGAGCCCCAAGGGCUUGAGCCCCUCAACCCAGAGCCCAGACGUGAUGCUGAGGAAUGAUAGUGACAUGCCUCCAAAUCAGUGGCGUUUCUCUUCCCAGUGGACAAAGCCAGAGUCAGAAGCAUCUUUUGCUUAUGGUGCCACCAACUGCAGCUUGAAUGGGCCCAGUGUCCCGAUGCCGGAUCAGUACCCAGUGCCCCUGGCGGGGAGCCCCUCUGAUCCGUCUGACGAGCCGUGGCAGUACCCCUUCCUGGGCAGCCCCAGCUGCUCAGAGCCUGGCUACUCUCACGCCUACUCCAGUGAGCACAUGGUUCUAGAACCCCAGCCCGAUGGGAAAUAUGAGCCCUUUCUAAGUCUCCUCCAGCAAGACCAACACCUCGCCCAUCCUCAGGAAUCUGCUGUGUGGGAGGACUACAGCUCUGCCCAGGUAGCCGGAGGCCCCGGAUCGCUCUGCGACUUGCCUCCCAGCUCAGCCCACGAAAGCCAGUCGCCAGAGCGAAGAAAUGUGUUCUUCUAUUGAACCUCAGUCCGAAGAAGAGAACUCCUAUUCCCAAACCUGCUCAUGAUUUUCUACUGUGAAUCCAGAGUCUAGAGAUGGCAGUGUCCUUUUUCCUUUCCAUCACUAAAGAGCAUCGAGCCAAGAACGUUGCUGUUCCCCUUAAAAUCCGAUCUUCUCUUCUUUGGCACCUACGUCCUGUGGUGGGAGUUUUCACACUUUAGUGACUCACCAACACAGGGAACCGUGAAAAGAGCGGUUCAGGGAUGAGAACCGUAGCAGACCCCUGCCUGCCUCUCCCACCUUCCCUGUACUAACCCUCCUACUUAGAAAUCAGUCCCCUUACCCUCUACCAGCAGGGGUUUUCAAACCAAGACUGACCCUGGGGGGGUCAUGGUCCCAAUUUGCCCAGUGAACAGAGGAGAUACGAGGAACGGCCGGCAGCUUUCUAGCCUUAAUCCAGACCCUGGCCAGCCGCACUCCUGCCUCUGCCAAAGGCAGAAUGAAGACAGGGUGGGCAAGACCCAUUGAGGAAGUUGAGGCUAGGCAUUGCCUGCAUCCUCAGAGUCUAGAAGGAAGCUGAGAAGGUUUGGGAAGGCUCUGGUGAAUGAAGUUCUUUUGCUUGGAAGUUUUGAUACCUCCGUUCUUAAAAAAAAAAAAAAAAAAGUAAUUCCAAAUGGAGUUGUUGAGAAACCUGAGAAUGAACGUAUUGGAAAUUAGUUAGCAGACUGCCCCGUUCCAGACUGGGCCUCGACUAAGUUCCGUGCCAAGAGCAUUUCUUAGUUGCGGUUCCCUGAGUUUCUUUCUGCCCUCACUUUGAGGCUGGGGACUCUGGCAUCGCCCCCCCCCCCCCCCCCCCCCGCCGCAGGUGUUAAGCUGGACCCUGGUGACCCCUCCCAGCUACCCCCAGGGGCCCACCUGGCUUGCACAAACAAUGAAACCUUCCCCUUAGCUCUUUCAGUGUCAGGGACAAGGUCUCCCCAUCAUACUACUUAUUGAGGGUUAACGCCAAUGUGACUCUUGGAUCUUUUUCCUCCCAUCUGCUGUGUAAAUAAAGACCACAGAUCUUG
This is a messenger RNA of Mustela lutreola (European mink), 2222 nucleotides long. RefSeq names its product vestigial like family member 1 (gene VGLL1). Bases 514 to 1176 code for a protein of 220 amino acids. Gene Ontology annotation, biological process: regulation of transcription by RNA polymerase II. Lineage: Eukaryota; Metazoa; Chordata; Mammalia; Carnivora; Mustelidae. The record is from RefSeq and is a predicted model, not a curated record. The transcript is spliced from 5 exons. Gene Ontology annotation, cellular component: nucleus.